AUGGAAUGUAAGCCAGCUAUUACCACCGUCUCUCUUGGGUCAUACAAGUUCCACAGUAUCAUAGACAAGAUCGACGAAGCCGCACGAAAUGGAUUCAAGGCCGUCGAACUCUUCAUCGAUGACCUUGAAGCCCUUGCCAGAGACAUCAACCCUGUACCUGCCAACUUUGCCCCUUCUCGCGACUCUGUAUUAGCUGCUGCCCAUCAAAUCCGCGAGCAAUGUGACAGUCUGGAAAUUGUCAUCCUUAACCUCCAGCCCCUGCGCUUCUACGAGGGUCUGGUUGAUCGGAAAAAGCGCAACCAAAUCCUAGAUGAGGUACUGCCCGUAUGGAUGGAUGCGCUCAAAAUACUCGGCGCAGACACUAUUCUAGUCCCCUCAAACUUCCUCCCCGAGGACCCUGAGACUGGACUUCCUCAGACAAUCGGCGACUUGGACAUAAUCGUCGAAGAUCUCCGUGAACUGGCUAUCCGAGGCGCGCAACACGAACACUCCAUCAAAUUUGCUUACGAGGCACUUGCUUGGGGCACGCAUGUCAACACUUGGGAAAAGUCUUGGGAAAUCGUCCAGGCAGUCAAUCGACCCAAUUUCGGCCUUGCCCUGGAUACGUUCAACAUUGCCGGUGCCAUCUACGCCGAUCCAACCACAGAGGAUGGUCGCGUUGCGGACACAGCUGAGGCCGAUCUAUUCGCCUCACUGGCCCGGAUGGCUUCUACUCUGGAUAUCAGCAAGCUGUUUAUCGUCCAGAUAGCCGAUGGCGAGCGUCUCAGCCAGCCACUGGGCCCGGGCCACCCUUUCUAUGUUGCCGGUCAGCCCAGUCGACUGAGCUGGUCUCGAAACUGCCGGCUUUUUCUUUGUGAGAACGAGAGUGGUGGGUUCUUGCCUGUCCUCACCAUAUUGAAGGCUAUCCUCGAUCUCGGAUGGACUGGAUACCUUGCGUAUGAGGUCUUCUCGCGUUCAUUGGCAGAUGCUGAUCACCGGACACCGGCGCUACAUGCAGAGAGGGGAAAGAUAUCUUGGCAGCGGCUUUGCAGGAUUGCAGAGACUCAAAUAAAUCAGUCCGAAACUUCCAGUCCCAGAGGAUUCAAAUUAGGUGGAAUGGGAUUGCUAGAGACGGCGGUGCAUGGGGUGGAGAGAGGGGUGGACUCAGGGGUCUCGCAUGGUAGAAUUGUGAUAUAA
Molecule: messenger RNA, 1176 nt
Organism: Penicillium crustosum
Lineage: Eukaryota; Fungi; Ascomycota; Eurotiomycetes; Eurotiales; Aspergillaceae
Product: sugar phosphate isomerase/epimerase family protein
Exons: 1
Coding region: 1-1176 (391 amino acids)
Source: RefSeq, a predicted model, not a curated record